AUGGCUUCCACGAAUACAUCACUGGAUAGAUGGGUCUCCGAACCCGAUGGCCGCGGAACAUGGAGUAUCCUCUCAACCUGCCUGCUGACCAUAUCCCUAUGCUGCUGGUCUUCGGUCUAUCCCAACAUUCCCUCAAGAUCAGACGGCGAAUUCAGACAAUUCUUGUAUAAGUUCUAUCUCUUGUCUAUUGGGAUUCUGGGGCCGGAGAUUCUCCUGUUUAUUGCGUUGGGACAAUGGACUUCUGCUAGGGCUGCAGUCAAAAAAUUCCAUGCAGCAGGAUAUACGAACUGGACAAAGACGCAUGCCUUCUUUGCAGAUAUGGGUGGAUUCCUGCUUGACACUCCGGAUUGUCCAUUAUUUCCUAUUGAUAGUGAGCAGUUGCUUCAUCUCGUCCGAGAUGGGUAUCUUGUCUAUCCGGAGUUGGAUGUAGAGGAUAUAUCAGACAAAAGUAAAUCAGAUCGGUUUACCAGUUUCCUCGCCAUAAUCCAAGCCAUCUGGUUCUCCAUCAACUGCUUCGGCCGCGUAGCCAGCCAUCUGUUCAUCACCACCCUCGAACUGACCACCUUAUCGUUCAUAAUCAUUUUCCUUAUUACCUCGUACUGCUGGUACCACAAACCCAAAGACGUCUCUCGCGCCAUCAUCCUCACCACCACAACUCCCAUCAAAGAUAUACGUGCCCGAUACCAUCCCCAUCCAGACCAAGAGUGGUACCAGACUCCCCUCGACUUCCUAUCUCGCAACGAAUGGUUCGCCAGUCGUCUGUGGCGGUACUACGUGCAGAUUCUGCAUUACCUACACAUUCCAAUCUUCCGUCGCCCAGCCUGUCGGCCGUAUGAUCGAUUUCCGUCUGACAAUUUCCUAUAUGUCGAUAAGUUAGCGGAAAUUCUUGCGACGCCGAUUAUUGUUGCAUAUAGCUGCACGUUCAUGUUUGCGUGGAAAUCUGAAUUCCCAACACCGACGGAGCAGUUGCUCUGGCGUAUUGCGGCGGUAUAUCUCGUCUGUUUUGGCACUGCCGGUAUGUGCGUUUGUUGGCAUGCGCAUUAUUUUAUCGUCCCGAAAUUAUCGGCUCAGAACAAGGACGAAUAUCUACUAUCCGAGCACGACGCAGAACUUCAACCCCGAGAUAGAGCUCCUCCUCUAGCGAGGAAAGGGCGAUUACAUCGCCUGGCCUGGCGACUACGAAACAUCCAUCCAGACCGAGACCCAGACCUAGACGUUCCACUGAAAGUACUCAUCCCGAAUAUCCUGAUAUGUAGUUCGUACUCUGUGUUUCGAGCGAUUAUUCUGGUGGAGGAUUUUAUUGGGUUGAGACAGCUGCCGGAGAGUGCGUUUGAGACGGUGAGCUGGUCGACGUAUAUUCCUCACUGGUGA
Molecule: messenger RNA, 1371 nt
Organism: Talaromyces marneffei
Lineage: Eukaryota; Fungi; Ascomycota; Eurotiomycetes; Eurotiales; Trichocomaceae
Exons: 3
Coding region: 1-1371 (456 amino acids)
Source: RefSeq, a predicted model, not a curated record